AUGCCUAGUACAUACGGAGGAGCAAAGAGUGGCUUUAUCCGGCAUGAUUUUACAUCCAGCAGACAUAUAUCAUCAUCAGUUUCACUUUCCCCAACAAAACACGAGCAGAAGAAUCAAAUGUUACUAUCAGAGAAGCAAAAUGUUGUUGUCUCAAAGAAAAUUGUUUUAGCAGAUAGACCGUGGACACAUCAAAAGAAAAGAAUAGCUAAAUCUUGCACUAAUAGGCGUGACACGACUUCAAAUUCCGGGUCAACAGGUCUAACGACAUUAUUUGCAUGUCUGGACGGUUUAGCGACAGAUAAUGAUGAGUCAAAUGAUAGCAGAUUGUCUAAGAGAAGAAAGACAACUUUUUUUGGAUCUCGUGUAUCGAACUAUUAUAAUCCUAGUGAAGAUUCAUCUAAUCAGGACUCUUCAGAUGAUUCAGAUGCUUCAAGUAAGGACGAAUCGCAAGAAAAUUGUGUGGAUGAGAGUAUAGGAACGAUAAUAAAGCAGUUAGGCAAUGUGAGGGAGAAAAUAGAUAUGGAUAAAGAUCUAAAUAAAUGCAGAGCUCGAAAAUUGGCACGGUAUACAACAUUUGUGAGGAAUAUGUCACUUAAAGGUCGCACAUAUGAAUCAACAAGGAGUUUUAGAGCCGAUGAGCGGACAAUUUCCGAUGAUGAUGAUGAUGAUAGCAGCGUUGAUGAUGACAUUAUAGAGGAUUCAAAUGUCAUAAAUACAAACACAAAUACAAAUCUAUCCUCCUUAGACGGGUUGAGCAGUGAUAAAGUACUUUCGACGUUGGAUCUACGAACAUCUGGCAUCAACACGCAAAAUAAAGAGGAGCUGGAGCUUUUUAUGGAAGGAUAUGAAGCAGAAACCUCAUUUUAUAACCGAAAAGAUGUACUUAAAGAAUUCUUGGAACAAAUACGCCAAAGGCCAUCAUUUGCUAAAUACAUUUGCAAAUUUGGGUUUCCCGCCAUGUUUCUAAAUCAAUCUUUGAGGAAAGACAGUAAGGUUGAGGAUAUAUGCAGUCUUUGGCUUAUGAUUUUUAUGGAAUUGUUAAAGUCAAGCACAAACAGCAGAAUUCUGUCAUCAUUCUUCCGGGCUAUACCCAACCAACCUGAAUUUAUUCUCACUCUUUUGCACAGUAAGAAAGAUGAGGUUAAAAGUGGUAUUCUAAAAGUUUUGUGCAAGCUGGUUGAUGUUUCGACAGACUUCGAUAUUACAAGAUAUUUUCAGGAAGAUGAACAGUCUGAAUUUAUAAAAGAGCUCAGGAAUUGCAUUGAAAGCUCUAGUUUAAGCAUUGAAAGCACCGAUCAAUGUCUAAGGAUAUACCAUCGGAUGGUGCUUACAGGAAAUGUGGGUGAUGAGUUAUCGUUUUACAAGCUAACAUUAUCUAUUAUGAAAUUUGUGAGGGAUCGUACCAAAUGUGAACAGAGGAAACUUGCAUCAAUCCUGAAGCUUGGAAUAUCGCUAACAAGCAGCCUGAAUCAUGAGGAGGAUGGACUCCGAAAGAAAAUACGAGACGUUUUAUUUAACAGGGAAGUGUUUUCUGGAUUAAUUGAAAUAACCAUAUCGAAUAUCGGAAGCCAAGACGGAAAUCAGCUAUCGUUGUUUGCACUUGGAUAUCUAGUUAAUUUUGUGGAUGAGAGUAAGUAUCUUCAAGAAUGUGAUCGUUCAGUAUUCAAGAAGUUGAAGAAGGUAUUGCAUGAUAAUAUGGGAGGAGCAAAUAGCCAAACAGCAGAGACUCAUGUUGAAGGGUAUUUGGCUUUGGUUUACGGGAAGCUACUCACUUAUAAAUCACUAAAUGCUGAUUUAAGCAUUGAUGAACAGGAAAAGGCCACACUUAUAAAUGUAUUAAGGAGAUUUGAGGAGCUAAUAUCGUCCAAUAUUCAGAUAAAGAGGAAGGUAGACCUCAUAUUGAAGCAACUAGAAUCGUAA
Molecule: messenger RNA, 1920 nt
Organism: Brettanomyces bruxellensis
Lineage: Eukaryota; Fungi; Ascomycota; Pichiomycetes; Pichiales; Pichiaceae
Exons: 1
Coding region: 1-1920 (639 amino acids)
Source: RefSeq, a predicted model, not a curated record